Fragaria vesca subsp. vesca is the source of this 1020-nucleotide messenger RNA. RefSeq lists its product as uncharacterized. The record is from RefSeq and is a predicted model, not a curated record. The transcript has 2 exons. NCBI's taxonomy places the organism in Eukaryota, Viridiplantae, Streptophyta, Magnoliopsida, Rosales, Rosaceae. Bases 164 to 928 code for a protein of 254 amino acids.
UCCACUCUGUCUCUCUUCCUCUCUUUCUUCCUCGUUUUAACCGAACACCCGUUUACCAUAUCCAUAACUUCCUAACCUUCAAAACCCCCCAUCAUUAUUAACACUCCUCCCCACCAGUUUCUCCUUCUUCUCUUUUGGUCAAACUAACCGAAGCUCCCCCAUAAUGAAAAACGCUUCCAGAAGCAAGUUUCUGCUUUGCUUCCGACCAGUGGACGUCGACAUGGAAAUGGUCGUCGAGUCUAAACCUGCGCGCAGAACUAGAACCAAGCUGAUCGAGAACACCAAGGCCGAAAAGACCAAGGUGGUGGACAAGGAGGAAGUCCAAGCUCCGUUGACCAAAACUAUGUCUUUGGAUAGAGAGUGCUCCAUGAUCAGUUCUCAGACCUCCAAACUGCCUCGGUCUCGUCACAGCCGGACGUUAUCUAAGGCCAUCAAAGCCGUCGUCUUUGAAACGAUUCUGGCGAAGAAGGUUCGAGAAGGCAGAGCUUUCCGGCAAGACUCGUUCGGAUCGAAACGGGGCUAUUCUCUGAGUUUGGGGACUGAUGAACUGAUGACAACACCUUCAGAGACUAAUUCUCAUGAAGUCAGAGUCAAUUUUGACUCGGAAAAACAGAGCACGAAGAAUCAAGAAGACUCUGUUAAGAAAUCGAAGAAGAACGAAAAGGGUUCAUGUGAGCUCAAUUCCGGAAUGUAUUUACUUCUCAUAAGCCUCGGGAUCACUGUUUUCUGGGGGAGGGUAUUUGCUAUUCUCUUCACAUCAAUCUGGCUCUACUUUUUCUCAUGGCGUUGCGCAAAUAGUAAUCUCCGGCGGCCGGAAAACGUGAGAGAGUUGUCGGAGGCGGAGUCCAGGGAGCAGAAGAGGAGGGUCAUAAUGGAAGGGUUGAUUGAACGGAACCACCAUUUCCAGGGUAGUCAGAGAUGGCAUUAAAUUGGAAGUGCUCUGUUUCGUGUAACCUUGCUUGGAAAAUUGAAGUCUAAGUUCUAAAAACAGAACUUUCUUGUGGAUAUGGGAGUAAAAAA